Molecule: messenger RNA, 2550 nt
Organism: Colletotrichum destructivum
Lineage: Eukaryota; Fungi; Ascomycota; Sordariomycetes; Glomerellales; Glomerellaceae
Product: Putative ketopantoate reductase ApbA/PanE, 6-phosphogluconate dehydrogenase-like domain superfamily
Exons: 3
Coding region: 919-1929 (336 amino acids)
Biological process (GO): pantothenate biosynthetic process
Cellular component (GO): cytoplasm
Molecular function (GO): 2-dehydropantoate 2-reductase activity
Source: RefSeq, a predicted model, not a curated record
CGCGUCUCGUCUUGUGCCGCUUCCGCAAACCAGUCCGCCGGGACAUCGUUUCGCGUCAGCCAAUGAAUAGUCCACAAGAACGCUGCCUCUCUGUUGUUUUUUCUCGAUGCGGCAGCAGUUCCGUCAGAUCAUCGUCGUGUGCGGCAUGGAGGUGAAAGGGGAGAUGGGACAAUGGUGCUCGUUGUGACUUUCAAGCAGCUUCCCAAAAAUCAGCCACUUCCGGCGCCGACAAACGCAAUGGCGGUUUUUUCUCAGGCCAUGUCCAAUGUGCAAGUUCGCCCUCCCCCCCUCCCCCCCUGGCUUCCGAGGCCGUCGGGCGAAGUCGACUUUUUACUUCAAGGCUCUCACUAUGCCGAUUUUCUUUACUUGUCUGGGACGAAGGUUCACAAUGGAAGAGGCUCGGAAAUUCAAAUCUGGAUUGAAUGACACGCUCCUCGCGAAUCAAUCAAUGAUUUUGACUCAGCGGAGCAGGCGAAGCUUGCCCCUCCAAGACACUUGUGCACGCCACACCACACACACCACACCCUCUCCGAUACCAUUUCGUCUCAACAAUCUCCUCCCAGGAGGCCUUGCGAGGUGACGUAUCACAGAUAGCUUAGGCGAGAGGCAUCUCCGGCACUGGCCAAGCCGCAUCUCGACCAUGUCUUGGCCGUGUCUUGUUCAUCAGGUCCGAUCCGGACCCGUGGGGCGGGCGAGGAAUGACCGGGCCGGGGGUUUCGGGCUCAGUUGGCGGAGGUGCGGGGUAACCGGCUGCCAAGCGCCGGUCCGGUUCCGGCGGCCACUCACCUACCUUUUUAUGUACGAAUACAGCAGACUAUCAGUCCGGCCUAGGUCCUCCCUUCUCACUCCUUGGCUAUAUUUGGCGACCUCUCAUCCCAUCAGAUAUUAUCCUUACCAACACAGCCAGUGAAGCAGGCCAUGCCACACAAGGCACGCGUGCUCCUCGUCGGCGGCGGCGGCAUUGGCACCAUAGCCGCCCUCAAUCUCGAACACGGGGGCCUGGCCGAAGUCACAGCCGUGCUCCGUUCCAACUUCGACAUCGUCAGCCGCAAAGGCUUCUCCAUCAUCUCAUGCGACCACGGCACCUUGGAGAAUUGGCGUCCCGCCCGAGUCUUGAGCUCCGUCCCGAACACAUCAGAAGCAAUCUCCGAGGAACGGUAUGACUACCUCGUUUGCUGCACCAAGAACGUCCCCGACGCCGGCUCGCCGCUCCCUGACAUCGUCGCCCCCGCCGUCACCCUCGGCCACACCGUCAUUGUUCUCAUCCAAAACGGGCUCAACAUCCAGCGGCCCUUCUUCGACCGCUUCCCAUCCAACAUCGUCCUCUCGGGUGUGAGCCGCGUCGACGCCCACGAGGUGUCUCCCGGCGUCGUUGAGCAGAAACAGCACGACCUGCUGCACAUCGGCGCCUUCCGGAACCCCCGCCUUGACGACGACGAGGAGCAGCAGGCCCGCGCUGUGCGGCGCUUCGUGGCGCUCUACGCCGCCGGAGGGGCGGCCACGUGUCUACACGAGCCGGACGUCGACCUCGACCGUUGGCGCAAGCUCGUGUACAACGCCUCGUUCAACCCGAUCUGCGCCCUCACGGGCCUGAACGCCAGCGAGCUGCAGAUGACAGGCAAGACGAUGGACGCGAUGGUCAUCCCGGCCAUGAGGGAGGUCCUCGCGGUGGCGGCGGCGGCGGGCCACGAGAUUCCUGGGGACAUCGUGGAGAAGACCAUCCAGCUCAACCCCGUCGAGGAAAACAUCAAGCCCAGCAUGCAAGUCGACUUUGAAAAGGGCAACCUGAUUGAGCACGAAAACAUCCUCGGCGAAGUGGUCCGGGAAGCGCAGAGGCACAACGUCGCCACGCCCAUCUUGACCGUCCUGUACGAACUAUGCUGCGCCCAUCAGUGGAGGUUCAAGAAGGACAAGGGCCUUGGAUGUUGAGACGACGAGAAGCGUGUCAAUUGGCGUAUUGUCUUCAGCAGAAGAGCGUCUACGGAUUCGCCUGGACUGCCUUUUCGAGAAGGCGGGUCUCGUCUUUGACUGUCGAAAAGACCACCAGAUAUACGAUGGCGACGAGGAGGCGAUCAGAGCUCUUGGGGCUAUGUUAGAAAGGCAGCGUUCUCUACUACCGACUCAGAGAUACUGACAAUCACAGAAAAGGUCUGAAUCAACGAGACGGAUUGAAGUCCGCCAAUACAUUAUUCAGAGCCACAGGUUGGCCGCCUUGUCGCCCGCGUCUCAAAAAAAAGGCCCAGCUCAACCUUUGUUCCUCGGUAUCGAAUCAUCUCCCGUGCCCUACGGCUGUUCUGAGAGAUCCGGCGGCGUCUAUCAAGAAUUUCGCUGUUAGCUGUGUAUUCCCAAGGCGUGGUCGGGUUUCGACCAUGGCUCUCGUCCAAAGUGCUCUGACUCUAACAAGACAACUGGACCGACUGCCGUGCCUUUUGACUGGCUUGGCAAACACUUUCAACUCUGGCUUCGGCACUGUUCGAUGCUGACGGACGGCUUAUUUUCUGUAUCUAGCACAUCAAUUUCAUCGACACACCGUUUCUCCUAAUAUAUCGU